Molecule: messenger RNA, 1253 nt
Organism: Meleagris gallopavo (turkey)
Lineage: Eukaryota; Metazoa; Chordata; Aves; Galliformes; Phasianidae
Source: RefSeq, a predicted model, not a curated record
UCAGUCUCCACAGACCUCAGGACAGGAAGGACCUGAAUUUAUAGUCUGAGUAAGCUGGGAAAGACCUAUUGGGUGUUCAUACAUCAGGAUGUGCCUUCAUUCCUCUUUUUCAACAUUUAACAAGCCCAGGAUGAAGUGAUCUGGCUAAAUUGUGUAGAGAAAGGCUGAUUUUUUUCUUUUUUUCCCAUGUGACAAGGCAAUACUGACUAGUGGACAUCUUGACAAGGUCUCCAAGCAACAUUUUCUGUAGAGCUGAAUGAAAGCAGAAGCAGCUGGGUGAAUUGAUGAGCUUGCCUUGGGAGCCUCUAAGUAGGCAAAAUCAGAACCCACGAUGGGUCAAAAGGUCACAGGUGGGAUAAAGACUGUGGAUAUGAGGGACCCGGUAUACAGACCAUUGAAGCAGGAGCUCCACAGACUUGACUACAGCAAACCCACGCGUCUGGACUUGCUACUGGACAUGCCUCCUGUAUCCUAUGAAGUCCAGUUAUUGCAUUCAUGGAACAAUGAUGAUCGCUCGCUGAAUGUAUUUGUGAAGGAGGAUGAUAAACUCAUAUUUCACCGGCAUCCGGUGGCUCAGAGCACAGAUGCUAUCAGAGGCAAAGUGGGAUACACACGAGGACUGCAUGUGUGGCAGAUAACGUGGGCGAUGCGGCAGCGAGGCACACAUGCUGUGGUAGGGGUGGCAACAGCAGAUGCCCCUUUGCAUUCUGUAGGGUACACCACACUUGUAGGAAAUAACCAUGAAUCAUGGGGAUGGGACCUUGGGCGCAACAGACUGUACCAUGAUGGCAAGAACCAGCCAAGUAAAACCUAUCCUGCCUUCCUAGAACCAGAUGAAACUUUCAUUGUGCCGGAUUCCUUCCUGGUGGUUCUGGACAUGGAUGAUGGGACACUGAGUUUCAUUGUAGAUGGGCAAUAUAUGGGUGUUGCCUUUCGAGGACUUAAAGGGAAAAAGCUGUAUCCAGUGGUAAGCGCAGUGUGGGGACACUGUGAAAUAAGGAUGCGCUACUUGAACGGACUUGACCGUGAGUAUUAUCUCUGUAUUUGUUCUAGCAACCCAAAUCUGUGUGCUGCUUAUGUGCAAGUUUACUACACUGUCAUUGAGGGUUUUCACUUUGUGGAAGAGGUGAGGAUUUCAUGUCAGCAGUAGGAUUUAGAGAAAUUUCCGAAUCCUUAAUGGCAAUUGAAAUAGAGCUUGUCUGACUGGGUAACAUGUGCUGCUACUAAUGCAUUGCAGGGAGCAAGUAAAAUUC